GCGGUUUGAACGAGACGAAGACGGAACCGAAGCCGGGCGCAGGCCGUGGACGCGGUCCCGCCGAGAGCCGAAGAUGGCAGUGAACGUAUAUUCAACAUCAGUCACCAGUGAUAACCUAAGUCGACAUGACAUGCUGGCCUGGAUCAAUGAGUCUCUGCAGCUGAAUCUGACGAAGAUUGAACAGUUGUGCUCAGGGGCUGCCUACUGUCAGUUUAUGGACAUGUUGUUCCCUGGCUCCAUUGCCUUGAAGAAAGUGAAAUUCCAGGCUAAGCUAGAACAUGAAUACAUCCAGAACUUCAAAAUACUACAAGCAGGUUUUAAGAGAAUGGGUGUUGACAAAAUAAUUCCUGUGGACAAAUUAGUAAAAGGAAAGUUUCAGGACAAUUUUGAAUUUGUUCAGUGGUUCAAGAAGUUUUUUGAUGCAAACUAUGAUGGAAAAGACUAUGACCCCGUAGCUGCCAGACAAGGUCAAGAAACUGCAGUGGCUCCCUCCCUUGUUGCUCCAGCUCUGAACAAACCGAAGAAACCUCUCAGCUCUAGCAGUGCAGCUCCACAGAGGCCCAUUGCAACACACAGAACUACUGCAACCCCUAAGGCUGGCCCGGGUGUGGUGCGAAAGAAUCCUGGUGUGGGCAACGGGGAUGAUGAAGCAGCUGAAUUGAUGCAGCAGGUCAACGUAUUGAAACUUACCGUUGAAGACUUGGAGAAAGAAAGAGAUUUCUACUUUGGAAAGCUAAGGAACAUUGAAUUGAUUUGCCAGGAGAAUGAGGGGGAAAACAAUCCAGUAUUGCAGAGGAUCGUGGACAUUCUGUAUGCUACAGAUGAAGGCUUUGUGAUACCUGAUGAAGGGGGCCCACAAGAGGAACAAGAAGAGUAUUAACGGCCUGGACCAACAGAGCAACAUCCGAAUUCUUCACUCCAAAUCAUGUGCUUAACUGUAAAAUACCCCCUUUUAUUAUUCUUAGAGGACUCACUGGUUUCUUUUCAUGAGCAAAACAGUACCUCUUCUUAAAGUGCACUUUGCAGAAGUUUCACCCCUUUUCCAAUGAGUUUGAGUUAGGAGCUUUUACCCUGUAGCAGAGCAGUAUUAACAUCUAGUUGGGUCACCUAGGGAACAAAGAGGCUGACCAUGGGGCUCACCGUGUGGACGCUGGUAACACUGAGUGCUGGAGAAGGUGUUAUUAUGUGAUACACUGAGGUGGAAACCUCAGUAGAGAAAUGUAAAGACUGAUUUGAAUUUUAAGCUAAUGUGAAAUCUUGGCAGAGAACGUUUUAAUAAAUAAAUGCCUUAAGAGUAAAAAAAAAAAAAAAAAAAAAAAAAAAAAAAA
This is a messenger RNA of Zalophus californianus (California sea lion), 1328 nucleotides long. RefSeq names its product microtubule-associated protein RP/EB family member 1. Bases 74 to 880 code for a protein of 268 amino acids. The record is from RefSeq and is a predicted model, not a curated record. NCBI's taxonomy places the organism in Eukaryota, Metazoa, Chordata, Mammalia, Carnivora, Otariidae. Gene Ontology annotation, biological process: regulation of microtubule polymerization or depolymerization; protein localization to microtubule plus-end; spindle assembly. Gene Ontology annotation, molecular function: microtubule plus-end binding. The transcript has a single exon. Gene Ontology annotation, cellular component: spindle midzone; cytoplasmic microtubule; microtubule organizing center.